UAUAUUCACCUGAUUCCUUUGUGUUGUCCUCCUCCAGACACUCUCCCCUCCGACCCUCUGCAGUCGCAGUACGACUCCUGGCUCUCUCUGGUGGAUCAUCUGAACAUCAAGUCUUUUGUCAAUCUGACUUUGGCCGACUCUGUGCGUCAUGGCGUCCAACAUCUGCUCUUCAUCUCAGGACUAGGCGGGAUGCGUCCCAACACUCUCGUCCUGGGUUUCUACGACGACUCUCUCCCAAAGGACACUCUCAUCGACCCGUCUCUCUCCAUCUGUCCGACCUCUGACCCCACGGGAUCUUUACAGGACUUCGAUCAUGACCAGGAGCCGCCUCUCUUCCACUUCGCCUCCGUUCGGGGGUCCGUUGACCGACAAGACGGCGGGGAAAUCGGCGACGGGAAGGUUCUCGGCCCUCAGGAGUACGUCGCGAUCAUAGCAGACGCCAUGAAGAUGCUCAAAAACGUCGUGUUGGCUCGAAACUUCAACGAUUUCGACCGCUCCGUGGUCCUCUCCCCUUCCUCUCCGGUGUUUGUGGACGUGUGGCCGGUGAAUCUCCUCCGCCCCGACAGCUCUAGCUACGUCGACACAUGCUCUUUUUUCCUGCUUCAGCUCGCCUGCAUCCUCAACAUGGUGAGGUCGUGGAGAAAAGCUCGUCUUCGUCUCUUUUUGUGCGUGGAGGAGGGUCGUAGCGUCCGGGGAUCGGAGGAGAAACUGGGUCAGCUCCUCAAAGACCUGCGGAUCAAAGCUCAGGUGCUCUCCGUGCCCUGGGACCAGCAGGUGGCGCUACACUGGCAGCGGCAGGGCGAGAGGAAACAGCAAAGUGACACGAACAACGAAGACGAAGAGAAGAUCGAGGAGGAGGAAGAGGAUUACGUUAACAGCUUCCCGAGUAACGCCACACGCCUCUCAGACGACUACCUCUCCGCCGUUAAUAAGCUGAUCUUAGACCCGGCGAGACCCCCCCCUGCUGUGCGCUUCCUGUACCUGCCCAGACCCCCUGCUGACACGCGGCGCUACACCACCUACCUGCACCAGCUGGAGCUGCUCACUCAGGACCUGGGCCCCACGCUGCUCAUCCACGGAGUCACACCCGUCAUCACCACCGACCUUUGACCUGCCGCCUCUGAACAUGUUAAGAAAAUCUCCCUCACUGGUCUCCAGCUUGAGCUUCACUCUCAGGAUCCAUGUAUCUGUGAUCCUCUCCAGAAUGGAAGGAGUCAUCACAUACAGAGCAUCAAC
Molecule: messenger RNA, 1236 nt
Organism: Notothenia coriiceps (black rockcod)
Lineage: Eukaryota; Metazoa; Chordata; Actinopteri; Perciformes; Nototheniidae
Product: solute carrier family 12 member 9-like
Exons: 3
Biological process (GO): chloride ion homeostasis; chloride transmembrane transport; cell volume homeostasis
Cellular component (GO): membrane
Molecular function (GO): potassium:chloride symporter activity
Source: RefSeq, a predicted model, not a curated record